This is a messenger RNA of Saccostrea cuccullata (small rock oyster), 4917 nucleotides long. RefSeq names its product forkhead box protein M1-like. Lineage: Eukaryota; Metazoa; Mollusca; Bivalvia; Ostreida; Ostreidae. Gene Ontology annotation, biological process: G2/M transition of mitotic cell cycle; regulation of cell population proliferation; regulation of transcription by RNA polymerase II. The record is from RefSeq and is a predicted model, not a curated record. Gene Ontology annotation, cellular component: nucleus. The coding region runs from base 179 to 3109 and encodes 976 amino acids. The transcript is spliced from 8 exons. Gene Ontology annotation, molecular function: RNA polymerase II transcription regulatory region sequence-specific DNA binding; DNA-binding transcription factor activity.
AAUAUGGUGGAAGAUAAUGGUCGUAGUGGCUUGCCUGUCGGUGGUGCAUUUUCCUCAAUAAUUGGUGUCAUGCACUUAUGAAAGAAAUACAAAAUACUGUAAAAUUGGUAUAACAAACAAGUUUUAACAAAAUUGUGAGGAAUUUCCAUGGAAAUGCAUAUUUUUUAGAUUAAACAUAAUGUCAAAUGGAUCUGGUUCUGCCGAGAAUGUGAGAUUUAUGUCAUUUAAAUGUCCUGACACAUCUGCUUUGAGUAAAAAGACCAGAGGACAUAGUGAGAGACAACCAAGCACUUAUGUUUUGAUCCUAAAUAAAGAUGCUGAAAACCAGGGUUCAAAUGAUAGUUCAUCACAACAUUCAGAUCGGCAAAAACAAGGAGCACAAGAUGCAAUCAGUGUCUUGAAGAACAAGUCAAGAUCAAGGGUAACAUUUUGUUCAAAUGAUAGUUUGAAGCUUAAUUUGACAAAUGGAUUUGAUGACUAUGACAGCUCUAGUUCUUCCCAGAAUGUGUUUAAAGAUGAUACAGAGGAAGCAAAGGAUGAGGGGUUUGGAGAAGCAACCAAAGUAAUCAGGUUGAAAAUACCCAGUUCUCUACAGAAAGCAAUGCAAAUAAGUCAGAGACUAAAUGCCCAAAGACUCUUAGCUGAGACUUCCACUACAAAACAGGGUGCAGUAAAAGAGCAGAUAAAUUCAGCAAACAAGUCUUCCUCUCAUGCAGAAUCAGGAUACUUAUCAGCUAAUAGUAGCUGCUUAUCAAAAGAAUCCUUUGAGACACCUAAUUCUGUUUUUCUGCCAGCUCAUCAUCAAACAGCAAGGCAGAUUUUCUACAAAUCAUCCGCUGACUCAUCGAAAGGAAAUCACCUUCAAAACAGCCCUUCAUAUCUGAAACCAUCACCCAUGUCAUCACUGUCCUCAGGAUUACAGAAUGUUGCUGUUUUUCAGUCAUCGCCUUUAAUUUCACCUUCACCAGGAGUUCAAAGUUCAAUGAGUUUACAGAGAACAUCAACACCAAGAUCAGGAUAUGUGGUGGAAUCGAAAGACGGUCAGAAAUUUGUGUUACCGGUUGAUCCUCAGCAAACAAAAACUGUUUCAGUAUCCAAAUCUGACUCCUGUAUAAAUAUAAAGCCACUGGAUGUGGCUCAGUUUUUACCAAACUCAAACAAUAAAGCCUCACAUGGCUGGUCCGCGGUUAGCAAUGCCAGUGUCAGUCCAAUUCACUCAAGUGAGACGGUGAAGACUCAGGAAAAUUUAAAUUUUCAUCAAGGUGAUAAGACCAAAGUGAAAAAUUCAUCCACAGUUUCAAAUAAAGAAAAUUAUCCUGCAAAUCAGACAGAAAGUAGCUCUUCCUCAGUUUUUUCAAAGGAGAAAGUUGGCGAUGUUGUGAUAAAAUAUGCAAAGUUAGAAGACAAUGAGAAUGUUGUUAAAGUGGAAGUGGAGGAUAAAGAUUUUCCUGUCGAAAUUCCAAAUUCUCAAGGCUCUGCAGAUGAUGUACCAGAUUCACAGGAGUCUACAGAGAAAGAAUCCCUAAAUGAUUCCUUGACCAAUAUCCAGUGGUUGGGAGGAAUGCAGCUGAAGGAGGACGGGAAACCACAGAUGCCCCCCACUCAGAACAAAAAAGACACUGCUAUACAAUGGAGAUGUCUAAGUCAUUCAGAAGUUCUAAAAAUUGCUAAGGAGUAUGGGAGGGCAAAGAGACCUCCAUUUUCCUACAUGACCCUGAUCCAGAUGGCCUUGAAUAGCAGGGAGGACAAGCGGAAGACCUUGCGUGAAAUAUGCAAAUGGAUUGAGGAAAUCUUCCCUUAUUACAAACACACAGCAAAACCUGGUUGGAAGAACUCCAUCCGACACAAUCUGUCCCUGUACAGUAUAUUUGAAAGAGAGAAGUCCAAGAAACAUGGCUCCUACUGGACGAUACGUGAGGACUGUCCAGAAAAAUCUAAAGUGGUUCCAUCGAAGGAGAAAAAAGAUGUGCCGACCUCUCUCUCCAAUUAUCCUGUGUUCCUUCCACACCAAGCACCAAAGAUCCCCAAACUACCAAUCCCACCCCACCACAGGAACAACCCAGAGGGACUCAAAAGAAGUCUUCAGCCAAUAUUACCCCGCCCACAUUCCUAUGGCUCAUCUCUGCAGACUUUUGCUCUUAUCCCAAUACAGAGCAUGAAUCAACCCCAGGGAAUGUCCAGCACCCAGGGGCAACCCAUGCUGAUCCAGGUGCCAUCCAACCCCCCACCAUUAGCUCAGGACUUUCAGAAAGAAUCAGAUGCAUCUUUAAGUAUAGAGAAAGGUGACAAGAAAAUUGAACACAGUAAGAAAAAGAUAAUCACUAUUGCUCCAAAAAUUUCUUCACCAAACAUUGUCGAGCAAGCCUGGAUAAAUGCCCAGUCUCUCAGUGACAACGAGAAGAGAACCGAAACGAUUGGUAAUACACUAAAUACAGACACAGUUGACUUAAGUGCCAAACGAAAGAAACAGAACAAUGGGCUACCCAAGCCUAAGAUCUACCCUCAAUCUAAUCCACAGAAAAGGCAACGGUCUCGCAGAAAACAAAAACUGGUUCCUAAAGAACGUGACCUUUUGAAUGAUAGUUCUGAUGAUAACGACAAUGAUGUGAAGGAAUUUAUAAAUAAACUAGAGCAAGAUUUACCGACUCCGCUGAGGGCAAUCCUAGAUGGCAAUGAGUCAGACAAAGUGACAACGUCGACCCCAAUGAAGAAUACCACUGGUUCCCCCAACCUUCCGUCUCCCAUUAAGGGCAUCACUCCUCUUAAGGGAGUUAGUCUGCUGGAUUCCAGUUUUCUGGACGGCUUCAAAGAUUUGGAAGAUGGCAGAAAUCCUUUUGGUUCACCAAAUUUUAUGUUGAAUAUGAAGAAAAUGUCCCCUUCUCUUAUGCGCAGUCCGAAUGCCUCUCAGUUUGACAAUCUGUUUUCUGGAUUGACUCCAAUAAAAGGAGAUUUGAACUCCAGUAACAAUGAGAAUUUAUCAAGAAUAUUAGGUGAAUUUCCCUUGGAUGGAAUCGAAUCAGAAGAUGAAAUGUUAACUAACAAUCUUUCAAAUAUGAAUUGGAGUGCAAUAUGUCAGAAUAUCAACUCAACACCAAGUGGAAAGAAUUAGAUUGGAAGUGUUGUAAGGUGUUUAUGUUAAUAUGUGGCAAGUUAAUGUGUACAUCUAAGUAUGAAUGUGUUCAGUGGCAUUGACUUACAUGUAUGUGUGUGGUUGAAUCUUAAGCCAAGUAUUAUCAUAUCUAAAAUUGUAAAAUUGCUCAAUUGUUUAAUACCAAAUACUACUUUUUGUUUCAUCUUGCUUGUGAAGAAGAUUUUCAACCUAGUGGAUAGAAAGCAACCAUAGAAAAAGUUAUUGAAUGCCAAUUUUAUGUUGUGCAAUAUUAUCUUAUAGUUGGGCUGUGUUGUAAAAUCACUGGCAUUUGGGAGCAUAGACCCAGAAUCAAUCAUCCAAUUACCACCUCCUUCCUUUUUUUUUCUUUGAAAUCUGGAAUUCACAUUAUUUUUCUUUUCAUACAUGAGAGAAUCAGUUGAAAAUGAAAACAUAAAAACAGUUCCUAAGAGAUUAAAAAGGGAUACAUAGUUAUAAUGCAUAUCAGAAUACACAAAUAGAAAAAAAAUUGGUAAAUUCCAAAUUAUUGGAAAUGGUUGCCAAGUGCCUGUGAGAAAAAUAACGGAGAAUAUUGUAUGAAUGUAACUGCCUGAAUCCCUUUAAUGUGCACAUUUUCAUUUAUAAAUGCAAAAUAUUUUUGUUUCCAAGUCUAAUGUAUUUUGUAGCUUUUUUUUCUAGCAGGUAAUCCAAGAAAACUUAAUAUUUUAUUUUUUUGUAUUAUUUUUAAUGCUUACAAGAUACCUGUAUAUUAUGUAGGUACAGGUAUAGGUUCAGUUUUUUGAUUUAUUAAUAUAAGCAUUCCUUGCUAUUGGGAACAUUCAUUUUUAUUCUCACUACACACUUUAUAUUUGAAAACAUAUAGAUAUCCUUUAUAUUUCUUUCACAAGACCCUGUUGCAGUAGUUAAUAAGCACAUUAUAAAUUGGGUAGUUUAAAAUAUUUUUUUAUAAAAAUAUUAAUACUGCAGUGAUUUUCAGUAUUUUAUUAGUAGAAAUCUUUAUACAGGUCUAGGUCUUUUUAAAGAAAACUUCAUAUGUUCAGGUUUAUGGGUAAAUAUAAUUCAUCUAAAAUCAAAUUUAUUUCAUAAAAGAUAUUAAUACAGUUGAACUUUGGUACAUGUAUCUUGAACUCUGAUAUCUCAAAUACCAUGGAUAUGUCAAAGUGAUUUAGAAGUCCCAACCACAUAUUCUUUAAGAUUUAACCUUCAAUAUCUUGAAUCCUCAGAUAUCUCAAAGUUUUUUCUCAGCCCCAUCAGGUUCAAGAUAACGAAGUUUGACUGUAUGAAUUCUAUUCUGGAUAAAAUGAUAUCUUUUUAGCUCCUCUGAGCCAAAAGUCCAUGUCUAUAGCUUCUUUGAUUACUCUGCCUCUAUUUUGUAAACUUUUCACAAUGUUUUUUUUUUCAGGAAUCACUGAAAUUUAGCAUUAUCAUUUUACAUUUACAUUUAAUUUAGGAUUUUUCUGUUUUGAAAAAAAAAAAUCAAAUACAGAGUAGAACUUGUCAACUCCAGACACCAUGAUAGGUUCCAAAUAAAUUCAGACAAAACUCUGCAUUAGACAGCAUUUAAAAAAAAAAAAGAAAAAAAAAAAUAAGAGGAUAGCAGUUCCCAUCAUUAUAGGCUUACACAACAUUAGAAUAGGGCUAGUUUUACUUGACUGAUGAGUUUUAGGGAAUUCUAUCUGAAAUGAUUGAUUGUUUUGUGACUGAGUGAGUUGUUGUUGAUGACUGCUUUCUUUGUUAUCUUACUGUCUUUGUGUUAGAGAUGAGAAAUGUGAUAUAUUACAGUGUGAAAUAAACACAUCUGAUCAGCA